This is a messenger RNA of Hydatigera taeniaeformis, 1404 nucleotides long. The record is from the annotation of a GenBank genome assembly. Lineage: Eukaryota; Metazoa; Platyhelminthes; Cestoda; Cyclophyllidea; Taeniidae.
AUGAUUACAAGUCUUCCUGUCGAAGACGUCAUUAUUGAGGCCUACGGACCUGUUUUUAAUGGCCCUGGCGCCGAGAAACGUGAUACUCCUUUUGUUUUGCGGAAGCUUGAAGGGUCACAGCAGGACGCGAUUGAGCGUGCGAAAAAGUAUGCAAUGGAACAAAAUGUUAAAAUAGUUCUUCUCAAGCAAACGCAGCAGUCUCAAAGCUUGCAAAUGAAUGCUGCGCGUAGGAACCAAACACUCGCCUUGCUUAAUCGAAUCUAUAUCGGCUCAAUCGCCUACGACAUCAAGGAAGAGAUGAUUAAACAAGCAUUUCUUCCAUUUGGACCUGUUAAGAAUGUUAGUAUGAGUUGGGAUCCAGUUACACAGAAGCACAAGGGUUUCGCAUUUGUUGAGUUUGAGUAUCCAGAAGCAGCUCAGUUGGCGAUCGAACAAAUGAACGGUUCGAACUUUGGUGGUCGUCUUCUAAAAGUUGGUCGGCCAAGCAAUCUUCCAGAUGCUGCACCAUUUAUGGCCGAGUUAAUUCAUGAUUACAAACUUCAGAGUCGCAUAUACGUCUCUGGAGUGCACUUAGAUCUCUCUGAUUCUGAUAUUGCGCUAGUUUUCGAGGCUUUUGGAAAGAUUACCAUGUGCCGUUUGGCUCCGGACCCGCAUCGUCCAGGGUUUCAUCGAGGCUUCGGAUAUGUCGAGUUCGAGUCGGAACAGGCCGCGACGGCUGCGGUUAUGAGUAUGAACAGAUUUGACUUGGGUGGUCAGUUGUUGAGGGUCACCAAGGCCAUCUCACCACCUGAUGGAAUUAACACAAACCCUGUGAUUAGUCAACUGCCUGCAGCCACAGCGGUUGCGGCUGCCUCUGUCACCGCGAAGCUUCUUUCUAUGGAUGUAGAGCAGCUUCCUGAUGCUCGACCAGUCACAGAAGCGUCUGCGGUUUCUGCUACAAUCCCCGUCACUCCUAGGAGUUCUCGUGAUCGCCUAAGGUCACGUUCGAGGUCCCCUCGGUCCUCCCGUCACUUAAGGCACUCCCGUCGUCGACGUCGCUCCUCGUCUUCUGCAACCACCUCCUCCUCUCGCCAUAGACGACAACGCCGACGCUCACACGAGUCACGAUCUAGGCACACGCGCAGAUCUUCGCCACCCACUACCUCGUCCGCGGAGAAGUCGAAGCAGGAACAGACGUCGGCGGAUGAGGAGAAAACGAGGGACGGGACAAUGAAGGAGGGGGAGAAGAACUUCAAAGUAGGGACAGAAGAAGAAAAAAGCCAAUCACUGACGGUGCCCAAUAACAGCAAUUGGUCAUGUGUGUCAUUGGAGGAGGAGCAGGCGACUUCCUUCGUGAGAUCAAAUGAUAGUCGCCUCUAUAACAUUGCCUCGCCUUCCACCAUUCCUCUUCCGCCGUCUAACUGA